AUGGAAGCAGCAGCAGCAGCAGCAGGUGUGGGGACCUGCUGCUGGCGCUGCCGGCUCCGCAUGCGCGGCUGCAAAGACCUUCGCCUAUACCAACUCUUCCAGGGGGCCCCCGAGCCCCACAAGUGCCCCGAGGGGGGCCCCCCUGGUGUCUCUGGGGGCCCCCCGGGGGCCCCCGGGGGCCCCCAGGGGGCCUCCGGGGGGCCCCCCGCCACCUAUGAGCUGCCCCUGUGCGGCUGCUGCUGGGGGGCCCCGCAGGAGGCAGCAGCAGCUGCUGCAGCGCAGCAGAGUUCUUCUCAAGGAGCAGCAGCUGCUGCUGCAGCGCAUCAGAUUUCUUCUCAAGAAGCAGCAGCAGGAAGCUGCUGCGCUCAGUGCAGGGGCCUCUGCUGGCUUGACGCUGGGGGGCCCCUGGGGACCCCCUUGUGUCUGCUGCAGCUGCUGCAGGGGGCCCCCGGGGGGCCCCCGAAGCAGCUGCCGCUGCAUGCAGCAGCAGCAGCGCGGCUGCUGUUGCUAGCUGCCCUUAGGGAAGCUGCUCCGGAGGUGUUGCUGCAGCAGUCAAGUCACCCUGCUGCGGAGCUGGCAGCAGCAGCAGCAGCUGCUGCAGCUGCUGCUGCUGCUGACAAGAAGCUGUCUUUUGGUCUUGCUGCUGCGUGGAGGGCCAUUAGCCGCCCCUUUUUCCAGCAGCUUGUAGAUGUGGAGAUCCCCUCGUGUCUUGCUGGUGCUGCUGCUGCUGCUAGCGCUACCGCUGCUGCUGCUAGCGCAACUGCUGCUGCUGCUAGCCCCGCUGCUGCUGCUGCUGCUGCAGAGGAAGUACCGCUGCAAGAGUUCGUGAAGCUGCAGCUGCUGCUUGCUCUUUUGCGCUGUGGCGUUGCCCGCCAGCCUACGCCGCCGCAGCAGCAGCAGCAGCAGCAGCCAGCAGCAGCAGCAGCAGCAGCAGAUUGGCCUGACUGGGCAGCAGCAGAGGCCUGCUCUUUCAAGGUGACAAUUUCGUGCAGCGCUCACGACAACAGGAGCAGCAGCACAGUAGCAGCAGCAGGAGCAGCAGCUGCUGCUGCUGCAAACAAUGGCCCAGAUAGCCAGGCAGCAGCAGCAGCAGCUGCUGCUGCUGCUGCUGCGGCGCACACUGCAGCAAAGGAAGAGGCCCUGUGCUGCGGGCGCCUAAGGGACCUCCGAAUUGUUUUGAAGUCUCUCUUAGUAACAGGGAGGUACUCAAAGUUCAGUCGUCUGCUAAGCCAGGCGGAGUGGCGCGUGGACGGCCAGAGGAAGCUGGACAUGUCGGUGGAAGAGGCCUUGGGGCUGCCGCUGCAGCGGCUGUUUGAGGCGAAGACCUUCAAAUUCAUGGCUGCUGGCAGGGAGGACUCAGAUGUGCGCAUGCUGGGGGAUGGCCGCCCCUUUGCUUUGCUGCUGGAGCACUGCAGCAGAUGCCCCGAAGACCUCAUUAACGCUUUAAGUCGGGAUUGCAGCAGCAGCAGCUGCAGCAUGGGCUCUUGCUGCAGCUGCUGCACUUCAGGUGCUGCAGCAGCAGCACAUGAAGUGCAGCAAGGCUCUUUACCCCCUUCUAAGCGCUGCCGCAUUGAACGAGCAGCAACAGGCCCUGCUGUAGCAGAUGCAACAGGAGCAGACGCGGUAGCAGCAGAUGCAGCAGCAGCAGCAGCAGCAGAAGGCGCAGCAGCAAAGAAAGCCGCGGCAGAAGCAGAGGGAAGUGAAAAAGCCCUCGACAAACUGCUGCUGCGGUGGUCGCAGCCAGAAGGGAUUCCACAGGACCGCGUCUUGCCUUUGUGCUGCAGGGGCCCCCUAAGCAGUGCAGCGCAGGUGGCCUCCUUGCUGCUGCUGAAGCAGCAGCAGCAGCAGCAGCAGCGGCAGCAGCAGCAGCACGUGGCCGUUAGCAGCAGCAUUCCUAACGGCAGCACCAGCAGUAGCAGCGAAGCACACCUCCAACUGUGCGCCUCUUCGCAUGUUCCUUUAGGGGAAUCAGUGAAACGCUGCAGCAGCGAUGAAGAGCCUUCUGCAGCAGCAGCAGCUGCUGCUGCUGCUGCUGCUGUGACAGUGCAGCAGCUGCAGUUCCACAGCAACAGCAAAGCCCUGCGUCUGGCACUGCAGUUGGGCGCUGAGGAGAAGGUCAAGUGCUACGAGGCUUUGGUGUUCAGCGCCCUGCCGCUGCAGCAGCAGCAGCUGCAGCAGCUGCAGCAGCAACUACAGCAGCAAGGUGGCCUGCAGAUACACCAGAAAACGCCCCUCCGCGUGCUGCACAGAAGAUCGCUAGCUGCAAGGCCAAGACAAAUUGAAGCCCUCAGCUUCCAGCUGCUGGGGCCCCACUUAUUUGUUUGCCGGCUGAAGACCCAAGCAGGCACAUAUAUCAAAGAGUUCGUGCACGGCGACAUGGGCAGGACAAGACCCAACCUCAGCGAGCUCUUGGGGGCCCCCCUAGACCUUCUUCUUCUUGACGUGCUGGCCCUCCAGUUCUAA
Molecule: messenger RNA, 2463 nt
Organism: Eimeria tenella
Lineage: Eukaryota; Apicomplexa; Conoidasida; Eucoccidiorida; Eimeriidae
Exons: 6
Coding region: 1-2463 (820 amino acids)
Biological process (GO): tRNA pseudouridine synthesis
Molecular function (GO): RNA binding; pseudouridine synthase activity
Source: RefSeq, a predicted model, not a curated record